This is a messenger RNA of Brugia pahangi, 945 nucleotides long. The record is from the annotation of a GenBank genome assembly. NCBI's taxonomy places the organism in Eukaryota, Metazoa, Nematoda, Chromadorea, Rhabditida, Onchocercidae.
AUGAAUAAUGAUUCUGAUAGACGAAAAUUAUCAGCUGGUGGACGAAUGGGUCGACGAUUUACACUUAAUCCAUUAAUUUUUGCUAAAGAGGAACGUGAAUUAAGGCGGCAAUCUUUGGCGCAAUUGAAAUUAUCAUACUAUCCAAAGAAUGCACAUCCUGAUACCUAUGAUAGCGGUGUUGGCUUUUGUGGUUGGUUUGUUAUUAUGCUUGCUUGGAUUAUACUUUUUUCAACAUUUCCCAUAUCUGUUUGUUUCUGUCUUAAGGUGGUACGAGAAUAUGAAAGAGCUGUAAUAUUUCGAUUGGGUAGGUUAAUUGGAGGUGGCGCAAAAGGUCCAGGAAUAUUUUUUGUAUUACCAUGUAUAGAAUCAUAUGCUAAGGUAGAUUUACGUACGGUAUCAUUUAAUGUACCACCACAAGAAAUUUUAACAAAAGAUUCUGUAACAGUAAGCGUUGAUGCAGUGAUAUACUAUCGAAUAUGUAAUGCUACAAUAUCAGUAGCAAAUGUUGAAAAUGUUCAUCAUUCUACCAGAUUAUUGGCACAAACAACGUUACGUAAUAUGCUUGGUACUAAAAGCUUAUCAGAAAUCUUAUCAGAUCGUGAUGCUAUUGCAUUAUCAAUGCAGGUACUUUUAGAUGAUGUAACAGAGAGAUGGGGUAUUAAAGUUGAACGAGUUGAAAUAAAAGAUGUUCGUCUUCCGGUACAAUUACAACGUGCAAUGGCUGCUGAAGCAGAAGCAGCACGUGAAGCUCGAGCAAAGGUGAUUGCAGCGGAAGGUGAGCAAAAAGCAUCACAUUCGUUGCAAGAAGCGGCAUUGACUAUAUCAAAAUCGCCUGCAGCGUUGCAGUUACGUUAUCUGCAAACACUUAGUAGUGUAGCUGCUGAAAAGAAUUCAACAAUAAUUUUUCCACUACCAAUGGAACUUAUUCGACAUUUUAUCGAAUGA